Messenger RNA from Microthlaspi erraticum, 1317 nucleotides. NCBI's taxonomy places the organism in Eukaryota, Viridiplantae, Streptophyta, Magnoliopsida, Brassicales, Brassicaceae. The record is from the annotation of a GenBank genome assembly.
AUGGAACUUUGGUGCUUCUGGGUGCGUCAUGCCACUGAAGAUUUGGUGGCUGAUAUGAUUGACAAACUUUGUACAUUCAUCAUGUCAAUGUCAUCAUCAGAAACGCCGCUUUGUCCUGAUUCUGUUCUCAGAAGAACUACGAAGUCCAUCUGCUUUCUUCUUACUCACAGCCACAAAUCUUUAACAGCUCGAGUCUACAAAAACAUUUCCACAGAGAGCAGAUCUGAAUCUGCACCAGAUGCAUAUCUAGCCUUGCUGUUAGAGGGCUUUCCACUGAAUUUUCUUACAGACAGAAUCAAAAACGACGCAAAGAAACAGAUCGUUGCAGAUUUCUUCCACUUCAUUGAGAAUUUCAAUGAGAAACCAUCAAAUUCAUCCAGAUACACUGUGUUAGGAGCUCCUGUUUUUGCACUCUCUGCUUGCCUUCGGAUACUAGACAUGAGCAUAUCAGAGAUUGACUCCAAAACUCUGAAGUUUGUCGUCGAUCUCAUUCACAAGUACAAGAACUCCAAAGAUGAAGCGACAAGGGAUCGUUACAGAGAGAUUCUCAGCGAAACACUGUCAAUCAUCUCAAGAAGCGAGCAGCUAUACACUUGCCAAGAGAUGGAUAGUGUCAUAACAGAGCUUCAAAAGCUAUUCAUUUCAGAAACUGGUGAUCGUCAUCAUCAUCUCUAUAAAUCGAAGCCAAACCUCGCUCUCUUCUUGUCAGGACUUAUCAAAUACGAGAUGUCUGAAACCGAGACCUGUCCAAAGAGCCGCGCGGUCUGGGAACUAUACCAUUUGCUUCUCAGGGAACGCCACUGGGCUUUGGUACACCACGCGGUUACUGCGUUUGGGUAUUUCUGUGCACGUACGAGCUGUUCUCAGCUGUGGAGAUUCGUACCUGAAGAUGCGGCUCUGGCCUUCGAUAGAGCUUCAGGAAAAGAAGCGAAAACAGAGCGGUUCAUGUCGGAACUAAAGAUGUUCUUGGAGAAAGAAGGAGCGCUUCUCUCGCUUACACCUUCACAAGAGGAACUCGAGUUACUUGCGGAAGAAGGCACGGAGGUUAAUGCAACAGUGCAGAAGUUUCUAGAAGGAAGAAACCAGCAGAGAUCGAUGGAAGCAGAGAAACGACCGAACAAGAGAAGGAAACUUCCAGAAGGUAUUUGCAGAGGAGUGGAGCUGUUGCAGAACGGAAUGAAGAGGAUCAACGAGGGUUUAAGCGAGUUGAGAUCAGAUGAAAACGAGAGUGAAGAUUUUCAGAAGAGUCUACAGAAUCAGUUUUCGUGUCUUGAAGAUUUGGUGUCUCAUUUGGUAAGCCUCGCUGCUUCGGACUAA